AUGGCCGCCCUUCGAAUUUCCACUGCGAUAAUGUCGCGCAAUGCCCUCGCUACCUGUCGAUCUCCCUUCUUAAGGGCUCGCUAUAGCGUACGCCUAUCCCAGCCAUUCAGCACCACCACAAGCAGCAAGUAUGCCGGCACGGCACCACUUCUGUCCCUAGCCCCCAAGAUCGAGCGUGGGGGCUCCAAAGUAUUCAAAGAUGCCGAUGCCGCGGUGACAGACAUCAAGAGCGGAUCGACCAUCCUCAGCUCAGGCUUCGGCCUGUGCGGAGUAGCAGAAACAUUGAUCAAUGCAAUGCACCGCCGAGGCGUCGAUCAAUUGCACUCCCUCACGGCCGUGUCGAACAAUGCCGGCGCGGCAGGCAAAGGCGGCCUCUCAACGCUCUCGCAAAAUGGUCAAAUUGACCGUCUGAUCCUUUCCUACCUCGGCAAUAACAAAGCACUGGAGAAGAAAUAUCUGACGGGAAAUAUCGCUAUUGAGCUGUGCCCGCAAGGGACCUUGGCCGAGCGUCUUCGCGCGGGUGGUGCUGGAAUCCCCGCAUUCUUUACCCCGACAGGAGCCCAUACUUUCAUCCAAGAAGGAAAGAUUCCCGUUCGCAUGGAUGAAUCUGGGAAGGUCUUGGAGUCUGGAAAGCCGCGUGAGACACGCGAGUUCAACGGAAAGACCUAUCUUAUGGAGGAGGCGUUGACAGGUGAUGUGGCCAUCCUGCGGGCUUGGAAGGCCGAUGAGGCUGGCAACUGUGUUUUCCGAUACACCACGAAAGCCUUUGGUCCCAUCAUGGCCAAGGCCGCCACUCUCACCAUCGUGGAAGCCGAGAACAUCGUUCCAGUAGGAUCGAUUGAUCCCAAUGAUGUGGAUUUGCCAGGAAUCUUCGUUGAUCGCAUUGUUCCUGCGACAGAUGACAAGCACAUUGAGAAUAAGAAGCUGCGGUCUAACGAGACUGCUGGUUCGACCGACGCUGGUCAAACCCAAAGAGAACUGAUCGGUCGUCGAGCUGCAAAGGAAUUGAAGCCUGGAUACUAUGUCAAUCUGGGCGUUGGAAUCCCUACCCUGGCGCCGUCUUUCCUGCCCAAGGAUGUCAAGGUGUGGAUUCAGUCGGAGAACGGAAUUCUGGGAAUGGGUGACUAUCCCACAGAGAAAGAGCUUGAUGCGGAUAUCAUCAAUGCCGGCAAAGAGACUGUCACUCUCGUUCCUGGAGCUGCCACAUUCGACAGCACCGAGUCCUUUGGAAUGAUCCGCGGCGGUCACGUUGAUGUGUCCAUCCUCGGUGCCUUGCAGGUGAGCGCCAACGGUGAUCUGGCCAACUACAUGAUCCCUGGCAAGGUCUUCAAGGGCAUGGGAGGUGCCAUGGACCUGAUCUCCAACCCCGAAAAGACCAAGAUCGUCGUGGCUACCAGUCAUGUCGCCAAGGAUGGAUCACCCAAGAUUGUACAGAAGUGCAGUCUUCCUCUGACGGGUGCCAAUGUCGUUAGCACCAUUAUCACAGACCUGGUAAGUCGAGAUCGUCUCUUAGUCGAGCGCCAACUGACCCAGAUUGCAGUGUGUAUUCCAGGUAGACCGGAAGACCGGAGAGCUCACGCUGACGGAGCUUGCGCCGGGCGUUGA
Penicillium salamii is the source of this 1605-nucleotide messenger RNA. The record is from the annotation of a GenBank genome assembly. NCBI's taxonomy places the organism in Eukaryota, Fungi, Ascomycota, Eurotiomycetes, Eurotiales, Aspergillaceae.